Messenger RNA from Nipponia nippon (crested ibis), 1533 nucleotides. The record is from RefSeq and is a predicted model, not a curated record. NCBI's taxonomy places the organism in Eukaryota, Metazoa, Chordata, Aves, Pelecaniformes, Threskiornithidae.
AGAAUGUCCACGGAUGGUGGCUUCGGCACAGCCGGCAAUAGCGAUGCCCAGCAAAGCCUCCAGUCCUUCUGGCCACGAGUCAUGGAGGAGAUACGCAAUCUCACAGUGAAAGACUUCAGAGUUCAAGAACUCCCUCUGGCUCGUAUUAAGAAGAUAAUGAAGCUAGAUGAAGAUGUGAAGAUGAUCAGUGCAGAAGCUCCUGUGUUGUUCGCCAAGGCAGCUCAGAUAUUCAUAACAGAAUUGACUUUGCGAGCAUGGAUACACACAGAAGAUAACAAGCGCAGGACUCUGCAGAGGAAUGACAUUGCCAUGGCAAUUACAAAGUUUGAUCAAUUUGACUUCCUUAUUGAUAUUGUUCCAAGAGAUGAACUGAAGCCUCCAAAGCGGCAGGAAGAGGUGCGCCAGGCUGUGACCCCAGCUGAGCCCGUACAGUAUUAUUUCACGCUUGCUCAGCAGCCUGCUGCAGUGCAGGUUCAGGGGCAACAGCAAGGACAACAGACCACCACGUCCACAACUACUAUCCAGCCAGGACAGAUCAUCAUCGCCCAGCCUCAGCAAGGGCAGAGCACCCCUGUGACGAUGCAGGUUGGAGAAGGUCAGCAGGUACAGAUAGUGCAGGCCCAGCCGCAAGGACAGACCCAGCAGGCUCAGAGUGGAACUGGGCAGACCAUGCAAGUCAUGCAGCAGAUCAUCACCAAUACAGGAGAAAUCCAGCAAAUACCGGUUCAGUUGAAUGCUGGCCAGCUGCAGUAUAUCCGCUUAGCCCAACCCGUGUCAGGCACGCAGGUAGUCCAGGGGCAGAUCCAGACGCUUGCAACCAAUGCACAGCAGAUAACGCAGACAGAAGUCCAGCAAGGACAGCAGCAGUUCAGCCAGUUCACGGACGGACAGCAACUUUAUCAGAUCCAGCAAGUGACCAUGCCUGCAGGCCAGGACAUCACCCAGCCCAUGUUCAUUCAGUCCACCAACCAAACCUCAGACGGCCAAGCCACACAAGUGACAGGGGACUGACCGGGGACGUCGUAGCAAGUCGUCUCUGUGUGGAAACCAACACGUACCAGCUUGACGUUCGCCGUACCAACCUGGUCUGAUGAAUACAUCUGCUUCUGUGUAUCUGUACUUGAUAUUAAGCCUAUAGUAGGCUGCAAUCUCCGGUGCACUAUACACCUUCCUCUGGUGGGUAUGAGAGCAUAUCCAACAGACACUGACAAGAAUGCAAUAUUUUUAUUUUUAUUUUUAGAAAUCAAUAUUUCAGUGUAUUCAGCUGCUUGUUCAAACCAAUAGAACUGAAAGAGAACUAAUCAGAAGGAACUUGUAGCAUCUCAUUGAGCAACGUGUAAAACGUUUUUAUCUAGUAAAAUUAUUAAAGGGUACUGCAUCUGGUUUGUUGCAAGAGCUUUAUUCCUGGUAUUCUGUUUGUAAUUUUUUUUUCUUUCUCUGAAUAGAGCUAGAUUCAGUCCUCCCAUCUCAAUGGUUUAUUAGGGGUGUAUGGGGGGAGCGCGUGUGCGUGUGUGUUAGAUUUUCCUCUCCUGC